Molecule: messenger RNA, 828 nt
Organism: Auanema sp. JU1783
Lineage: Eukaryota; Metazoa; Nematoda; Chromadorea; Rhabditida; Rhabditidae
Source: the annotation of a GenBank genome assembly
AUGUGGCCACCACCUGCAGCUCGCCCUAUCAAACGUCGUACCUCAAGCGAUGAUUCCGAAAUGGCACUCAUAUACUUAUUUCAGGGAGGACCGUCCUUGUCGAACAGUGAUGGUCUUGUGGAUUACUCGAUUCUUAGCAGAUGUGCAGCAGAGUUCUUUUGCGUCCUUAUUUUUACAUUCGCAGGCAGUAUGCAAGCUCAGGGAGCUGAAGCAGAUGGUCUUCUUCAUGCAGCUUUAACUCAUGGUUUCAUGCUUUUUCUCCUGAUAGCAGCGUUCGGUGGUAUAAGUGGAGCACAUGUGAACCCGGCUGUUACGAUAGGAAUCACAGCAGUUGGGAAGUUACCAGUAAUUGAAUGCAUUGUUUAUGUUCUAAGUCAACUCAGCGGAUCUAUUGUUGGAGCCACAUUAACAAGAGCUGUUUGCUCCUACAGUACCUAUGUGUCAAUUCAAGGAGGAGCAACGAUAUUAUCAGAAGCUCAUCAAUGGUAUCAAGGUUUGCUGGUGGAAACAUUUGCUACAUUCCUUCUCGUUAUGGUCAUCUUGUUAACCGCUGUUGAUAAAUGUGAUAAUCUUCUGGCUCCGUUAGCUAUAGGGCUUACCGUAGCUGUUGAUAUACUAGCCAUCGGAAAUGUGAGUGGCGGGUCUAUGAACCCAGCUCGUUCAUUCGGUCCAAACAUUGUCGGAAGUAUUUUCAUCAAAGCAAAUGAUUUGUCAUCACUAUUGUGGGCUUAUCAUUGGAUUUACUACAUUGGACCCUGCACGGGAUCUAUCAUCGCCUCAAUAAUCUAUAAAACAUUUUUUGCUCGUGAAGCUCGAGUAUUCGACUGA